Messenger RNA from Eimeria tenella, 984 nucleotides. Its product is annotated as zinc finger (C2H2 type) protein, putative. The record is from RefSeq and is a predicted model, not a curated record. The coding region runs from base 1 to 984 and encodes 327 amino acids. NCBI's taxonomy places the organism in Eukaryota, Apicomplexa, Conoidasida, Eucoccidiorida, Eimeriidae. The transcript is spliced from 2 exons.
AUGUUAAAGCGCGCAGUUUUUGGCCUUUUGGGUCCUGCAGCUUCUGGGAGGAAAGAAGAAGAGGCCAAUGAAGACAAGAAUGGAAAAAAAACUAAGAGAAAACUCCCCGCCAGGCGCAGCGGGGGGCCCCCGCUGCACCCCGAGGGCCCCUCCGACACCUGCAGCAGCAGCAGCAGCAGCGGCAGCAGCAGCAGCAGCGAGGACGAAGGCAGCAGCAACUUGAGCCCCCGGGUCAGAAGGGCUUUGAUUCGAAGAGCUGCUGCUCUUUAUGCUGAAGACCCCCGGGGCUUUUUAAUGGCAAUGCAGAAGCACGAAAAGGGCGAAGUGCAUGCAGAAGAAGCUGUUGAUUUGCUGCAGCCAAGCAGCAGCAGCAGCAGCAGCAGCGAUGAGGAGGGGCCGGGGGGGGCUGCAGCAGCAACAGGAGCAGCAAAUGGAAGCUCGGAAGCAGCAGAAUCUGAUGAAAAUGAUAUUCUAUUCACAAGAGGAAAGUUUCAUUGCAAACUUUGUCCUCGAAAGAUUUUCAUCUUCGAAGCUGACCUGGAGAAGCACCUGCAGUCCAAGAUACACCAGAAAAGAGAACUCAAAUGGAUGAAAAACCAACAAGACAAACACCCACAAACUUUGGGGGCCCCUGGGGCCCCUGGGGCCCUGGGGGCCCCGGGGGCCCCUGGGGGCCCCCCUGAAGAGGAUUCGGGGGGCCCCCCUGAAGAAGCCCCCAGGGGUCCCCCCAAGGGGGCCCCCAAGGGGGCCUCCAAAGAGUCCCACAAGGGGGCCCGCAAGGGGGGCCCCAAAGGGGCCCGCAAGGGGGCCCCCCAAGGGGCCCCUGAAGGGGAAGAGGGCCCCUCAGGGGCCCCUGAAGGGGCCCCUGAGAGAAAUGGAAUUAAAUCUGGAAAGGGGGAGAAAAAAGGAAUUGAAGGAAAUGAAGAUCAGAAAGAAAUAAAAAAGAAAAUGCAAAAAGGAAAGAGAAGUGAAAGACGCAAGUGA